UUUCUAUGGUUUAUGUGGCCGGUGCAUUUGGCGCCAUUGAGCGUGCAUCGUUGUUGGCACGUGUUGAUUUCGUGCACAUCCUAUGGUUUCCCGUUUCUGAACGAAAGCGGAGGAAGUGAAAGUACAGUCGUCUUUACAAGUGCUACCGACUUGAGGUGCUCAUAAGCUACACCUAUCAUUCAAUAUGCCGCACAUUGACAACGAUGUGAAGCUUGAUUUCAAAGACGUCUUGCUGCGACCGAAGCGCAGCACGCUCAAGAGCAGGGUGGAGGUCGAUCUCAACCGCACAUUCAAGUUCAGAAAUUCAAAAGCGACAUACACUGGGAUACCCAUUAUUGCCGCUAACAUGGACACCGUGGGGACAUUUGAAAUGGCACAGGUGCUGGCUAAGCAUUCAAUGUUCACAGCUAUUCAUAAGCACUACUCUGUGGAGCAGUGGAAAGAAUUUUAUGCAUCCAAUCCAGGCAUUUUUGAGAAUAUUGCUGUCAGCUCUGGCUCGGGUGAAGCAGACUAUGAAAAGAUGAAGGCCAUCCUGAGAGAGAUCCCCGCAUUGCGCUACAUUUGCCUUGAUGUUGCAAAUGGUUACUCUGAGGCAUUUGUACAAUUUGUGCGAUCCGUCAGGGCAGACUUUCCAAGCCACACAAUUAUGGCUGGUAAUGUUGUCACUGGAGAAAUGGUAGAGGAGCUUCUUCUCUCUGGAGCAGACAUAAUUAAAGUUGGCAUUGGACCAGGCUCUGUCUGUACUACGCGCAAGAAGACUGGCGUAGGCUAUCCACAGCUCAGCGCAGUCAUUGAAUGUUCUGAUGCAGCUCAUGGCCUUGACGGCCACAUAAUUUCGGACGGUGGUUGCACUUGCCCUGGUGACGUGAGCAAGGCAUUUGGAGCAGGUGCAGACUUCGUCAUGCUGGGUGGCAUGUUGGCAGGCCAUGAUGAGUCUGGUGGAGAGGUUAUUGAGAAAGAUGGCAAGAAGUACAAGAUGUUCUAUGGCAUGAGUUCUGCCACUGCCAUGGAAAAAUACCACGGAGGUGUUGCAGAAUACAGGGCAUCGGAGGGCAAGACCGUGCAGGUGCCGUAUCGUGGUGAAGUCCAAGCAACAGUGCUCGAUGUCCUGGGUGGUCUGCGUUCGGCUUGCACCUAUACAGGAGCUGGUCGGCUCAAGGAGCUCACUCGUCGAACAACCUUUAUCCGAGUGACACAGCAGCUGAAUCAAGUGUUCUCUCAAGAAGCCUGAUAAUGUACUUGUAUCUUCUGGGCUUGACUGGUGUCUGUUUGAUAUAGGUUCUGCGCUGAGCAUUGUUUUUGUGUUACUAAAAGUGGAAGAAUCUCAUGUUAAAAAGUGUGAAAACUGUUAAUGUUGUUGUAUGGCAUACUUUGCUGCCUCUAGAUAAUGUAUUAUUUUUCUUGAGAUUGACUCACUGGUGGCACCAAGCAGACAUGCAAGCAACUACUGUUGACAGAAGUGACACAUUAAAUGAUGCAGUUGUUAAAAUGAGGCAGACAGGAUAGUUUUUUUCCUUUCUCUCUUCACAACACCAGAAAUGUCAAUUUUAUCUAAGUUUUUUUUGCAGCUGUUCAACACAUUGAACUGCUGGAAGGCGUAAAAGAAAUGUUAAGGUGAAGCAUAGCACAUUAACCGGAAAGUAUGGUGUAUGCUUUUAGGUGGUUAUGUUCUAUGUUUUAUGUUUGGUAUUGCCUUGCACGGGGCUUUUUUAUUUCCAGUUUAUAUGCUUUUAAGAAUCAGCUGCUUCAGACAUUAUAUGGUAGAGGUGGUUAUAUUUUACAUUACACCAGCUUUGGCUUACAUUACCUAGGCAAUUUUGAUGUGGCAGUUUUUCAACCAUGAUUGGAAUCAAGGGCAUGGCUUUAAAAGCUUUUUGUUGCAUUUUAUUUUUAGCUGUCUACGUUUGUGUGGAAGCCUUCAGAGAUUUCUUCGGAGCACUUGGUUUUAUGUGCAUGUUUAAUUCAUUUUAUCAACUUUUUUUUUUUUUUUCAUUUUAUCAAGAAAUGGUCUGCUCAUCCGUGCAGGUGCCAGUGCGAUAUGUUUGAAAAGUAACAUUCAUCCUGGGUUAUACCUUUCAUAGUGUGAACAAGUUUGCUUACAUCUAAUGUUUGGAAACUGCUCAGUUGUGAAAUUACCGGCCAUGUGAGGUUAUUCCUUGCUCUACAUAUUUGUGGUUAUAAAUUGUCUUUAAACUAUGUUCUUAACUGGAGACAAAUCAUUGCCCUGCCCUGUGUUGCAUUCUUAGCUGCUGUAAUGGUGGCACAGGUGCUUGUGCCAGGAUUAUCUGUAGUGUUGACAGUAUGAAAGAAAAGUGGCUAAGGAUAACUACACUAUACCACUGCAAAUACUGCAGUUGAAAGGUAUGAAUACUAACACAGAAAUGGACAGCAGGCUAAAUAGACGCAAAUAAAGUAAGAAUUGCUUGGGUGCCAGAUGGAUGCUUUGUCUAGAGUUCACCGCGCUCUUUGAAUUGUACCACAUGUAGGCUCACAGCUACACACUGAUGACUCCUUUCUCUUGUAAAUAUGCUACCAUUGACCCUAUUCUGUUAAAACCAAAUCCCCGAAAAAAAUUAGCGUAACAUUUUCUUCAAAUUUAAAUGCUGAAAACCAUUGUUUGCACUAGUUUCUACUUAUGGAUGGUGUUAUCAUUUUAAUUUUCUCGUCUUUUGUUGAGCUUUGCAUAGGUGUGAAACUUUAGUUCUGUUGCUCACAGUAGUGAAAAAAUGGUACGAGUUGCGAUUUGGCCUUGCAAUGGCUACCAGACCAGCUUUUGAGUUCAGAAAGUUUAGAAAGCCAUAAUGGGCAUUGGCAUUCGCAAGUCCUACAAAGGAUGUGGUAGCAAGUGCUUCGUCAUACUUAACUUUAGCUUGUUGCACAGGGAAAGCUGCUAAACCUUCAUGUAACAGGGUAAAGCAAGUAAUUUUUAUUUUAUGGUAGUUUGUACUGAUUUACAGUGUUGAAACACUUUCCAUAAUUUUUUUUUUUUCCAUAUGAUAUUUUUUGCCAAAGGCACCUUGAAUUACUCCAUUCCUGGGAAUGAAAGAAAAACGGAUUGACGGGCACAUCGUUGGUUGUUAGACACAGCCAUUAUGGAGCCAAGGAAAAGCAUAGGGGUUAUAGUUUUUAACUGAACUGUUGUAAUUAUGACAUAAAGGGAAACUAAUUAAAGCAGGCAAUAGAAAACUUCUCACCGGUGAGCACCAAACCCAAAUUAUCUGCAUUUGCUUUGUGUGUAAUACGAAUGCACGUCAUUUCAGUUAUAACACCCCCUAUGCAUCACUUAGCAUCAUACAAUUCCUAAGAAGCAUUUCUUUGUCAUGUUAACAUUUAGCAGCAUUUGCCUUUUGAAUUUGAAAUCGCUUAGGCAGAUGGCCAUCCUAAGCAUUAAAGUGUUUUGUUGCAUCGGAGUUCUAUACCGUGGUACUUGGUUAGACGUGGCACCUUGCAUCAGGUGUCUUGAUUCAACUUGGAAAAUUGAAUAACACUGCUUCAUGCUUAUGUAGUGGGCAAAUUGAACUUGCUGAAUGGUCAGUGCUUGACCAUGUGUUGCUCUACACAUGAAUAUUCUCCAUAGUUUGAUUAGAUGAAAUAGCCUUAAGUCUUAUCAUGUGAUGUCGUACUAAUUCUUGAUUUCAUGCAUUGCAUAGCUCAAGAGGAGAAAGAAAAAGUUGCUGUUAGGCAACUUGACAAGAACAACUCCUCAUGGGCCCCUGAACGACCUCGAUAUUUUUUUCAAACAUUUCGAGUAAACAUGCGCAUCGUGUACAGAAUGCCGUCACGAUCAACGAUGCCACAAGUGGCAGCGCUACAAGCCGUGGGCGCACCACAAAAUCCAAGAAACAAUCCCUUUUCCUCUCUGCGUCUUUUCGGCCUCCCUAGUGACGUGUGUGAUGUGAACAUGUCGAAUCUGUGAUGCGGUAUGCAGGCGAUGCUGCGAUUGGUCGAACAAGAGACUACGACUUCCGGUUACUCUGCAAGCAGCUGCCCGCGCUCGUUGCUGUUCACUUGCGAAUCGGUAACUGCGGCCCGUAACGCAACUGCCAAAUCGCUGGCAUACCAGCACAGUCACGCCUAGCGUUCUGACAAGCUGCGCGGACUGAUUCCAACAGUGUUUUGCGAUGGCUUUCACGUAUCUGUGUGCGGUGCUUGGCUGCAAAAGCACUGACUGGAAAAACGAAAAGACGCGACACGUCACCGUAUGGGUCCAUCAUGUUUGGCGAUCCUUUGAAGGCGUACGCACCACAGAGAGGUCCAUACCGGCACUAUUCGUAGCAGCUAACGCCGUAGCAACGGCGUUAGCCGAGAAGCACGGAGUUCAUGGAGUCACGGCAACCGGAAGUGCCCGCUGUUUCUAAGAGCGCGUCAGCGAUGACGGUAUGUCACUUAAGAUUGUGAGGGGCACUCGGCGAGGAGGGCAAAGCGGCUUUGGGAAAGGAGACCAGCCGACAAGCGGAGGGUAGCGAAGGAAAGAGUGAAACGAGCAAUUGCAGCUUUUCGAUCAUCAAACGCGUGUAACUCCGCUAUUAUGGCACCAUUUCGAAAAAUUCUCACGGCUACAUGUUCGUUGUCGUGUGACAGUUGUGCACGAGUCUACAACUAAAUUGCGACCUCUGGGUGGUUUAGGGGCCCUUUAAAGAGACACUAAGGAGAACAGUUAUCCAACCUGUGUUGGUAAAUUGCUGUUCUGCAGUGCCACAAAGAUCACUCUUACCAUGAUAAGGCUGCUAAGGCAGGACUGCAAGAGCUGAGCCAAACCGUGAAAAUUGUUGAAAUUGCACCACGCUAUGCCGACCAGAUUUAAAAUUUUCUCAGUUGCACUAACUUUAGCAAGAAAUGGAGGCCGCGUUGGCCAUGUGCAGUUUGGACAUCAUCAUACAGUCCAAUCCAGAUGCGCAGACCCUAACCCUAACCCCACCGCGAAAGAAAAGAAAAAAAGGACAGUUUCUGAAAUUUCCUGGCUUUGCUCUAUUGUCUGCAAAACACUUUUUAAGCCACUUUCACUGCAGUACAUUGGUGCCUUGCAGAAAAGUGUACUAAGAUUUAGAAGAGGCUAUUGUACUAGUUGUAACGGGACACAACCCCUGUCUAAAACGGGAGAAAAUGUGUUAGGAUGAAUGCCACUGUUCUGUUAGCUUUCUUACUGGUUGGGUGUUGUCUUUAAAAGUGGAUUUGGCUGUGGCGAGGCCUGCUUUUUCGACUGUGAACUUGCUGUACAUUAUUUUGUAUUUAGUAGUAAUUGGCAUCUGCAGGGUGCUGUUGUUUAGACCAAACUUCCUAAUCUUUAUGUGCUGGCAAGUGCCAUGUUUCUUCAUUUCAACUCUGUAUACUCGUUGGUCUGGCUAUGCAUGAUGCUCAUUUUCCGAAGGCAGAUCUGCUAUCGCUCGUUUAUGCAUUUACAAUAAAAAUAGGAUGUUCUUUCUUAAGUCUUAAUGCUGUCUAGUCACUGCAUAGAUUUUGUGAUCGGAAGGUUUGUGCAGCAUUCUCUGGUAGGAGUGUCAAUGUCAUGGUGACCGACUGUGUCAGAUAUGUGAAGAGUAGCAGAGUAGGUUGAAAAAAGUUGUUUGAGAUGCAUUCAUAUGUUGUGCGUUUCUGUUGAAAUGUUGCAUACUUCCUGCUCCACCAAAGUUUUCAUUCUAGGUUUGUUUAUGUAUUUGUUUUGUACACGUCACUUCUAUUUUUUUUAUAAGGCUGUGAUUUUAGGUCCAAUGCCACUGUAGGGGAUGACAUAUUUGUUGCAAAGUUUUCUGCACCCACUUUUCAUGAACGGCCUGUCUCUAAUAGGUUGUUUUGCUGUUUUGUGACUGGACGUUGUCACUGGUCAUAAGUGGUUGACAGGUAUUUUGAAUGGGUGCAAAAAUUUCAGUAUUACUGUAUCCAGAAAGUUUAGGUUUACUUGACCUCCUAGAAGGCAACUAGUGGCAAAGGUCAAGAUGAACUUUGUAGUGGCUUCUGAAGAUAUAGACUUAAGCAGUCAUUUUGCCAUAUUGAGAAGGAAUCUCUGGUAACUUUGAUGUAGUGUAUUGCAUGUUUUGCAACUAUGCUUCUUUUACACAUCAUUGGUAUCAAUUCUUGCUGCACUUAGUCUUGGAAUGUUUGUUUAAUCAAAUGUGUAUGUAAUAGUCACGAAGGCCCGAAUCUCUUGCAGUCUUCCAGUGACUAGUCACUUAAAAUUGUGAUUUUGUUGUUGCCCGAUGCUGUUCGGUUUGCUAACAGUCUGAUUACUAUUUUACUGUAUACACAAUAAACGGUUUUCACAAGUUG
Molecule: messenger RNA, 6264 nt
Organism: Rhipicephalus sanguineus (brown dog tick)
Lineage: Eukaryota; Metazoa; Arthropoda; Arachnida; Ixodida; Ixodidae
Product: GMP reductase 2
Exons: 7
Coding region: 185-1231 (348 amino acids)
Biological process (GO): nucleotide metabolic process
Cellular component (GO): GMP reductase complex
Molecular function (GO): GMP reductase activity
Source: RefSeq, a predicted model, not a curated record